This is a messenger RNA of Paramisgurnus dabryanus, 4164 nucleotides long. RefSeq names its product ubiquitin specific peptidase 28 (gene usp28). The record is from RefSeq and is a predicted model, not a curated record. NCBI's taxonomy places the organism in Eukaryota, Metazoa, Chordata, Actinopteri, Cypriniformes, Cobitidae. Gene Ontology annotation, molecular function: cysteine-type deubiquitinase activity; protein binding. Gene Ontology annotation, cellular component: nucleus; cytosol. Gene Ontology annotation, biological process: protein deubiquitination; DNA damage checkpoint signaling.
ACGAGAGACUUCUUGUCCCAGCGCAGCGCGCGCGCGUGUGUGUGUGUGUGUGUAUGUCAGGCUCUGGAGUCAGGGCAAAGCAGGAAUCUGGAGAAAUUAAAAUAUAAAGACAUUCAGCGCUGCCAUGAGAGUUGAACUGGGUUUUGAACAUGAAGAAAAGUCAGCAAAUUCGAAUCAAAUGCUGAUUAAUCAGCUCAGAGAGAUCACUGGCGUUCAAGAUCUCCAUGUUCUCCAGAGCGCCCUGAACGCUAGCCAAGAUGACAUCAGUCAUGCGAUUGGGCUGCUGACUGCCCAGACCACAGUGGAAGAGCACACGCCAGAAGAUCCUACUCAAGCCAAUAAUGAGAGAAACACAUCUAAUACACAAAAUGGGCCUGCUAAAGACGAUCUUCAGACGGCGAUUGAGCUCAGUCUUCAAGAGUCACAGCAAGCAGAGGCAGAAAUGAGAGAACUGCACAGAGCUCUCGAGGUCAGUGCAGAAGAGAAUGCGGCUCGCUUUAAAAGAAAAAGGUGUGAGGCAUCUGGAGAGAGCUGCAGCCCUGCGGACUGGAUCCGACAGGAGGACUGGCCCGUGGGCAUCCGAAAUGUAGGAAAUACCUGCUGGUUCAGUGCUGUCAUUCAGUCUCUGUUUCACCUGCCGGUCUUUCGUCGACUGGUGCUCAACUAUUGCCUAUCUGAGCGUGUGCUGGAGAAAUGCAAGAGUCACUCAGAGAAAAGGAACAUUGCCUUCAUGCAGGAGUUGCGUUGUCUGUUUGCUCUGAUGGUGGGCUCAAACCGAAGGUAUGUAGACCCAUCAGCAGCUGUGGAGCUUCUCAGGGAUGCAUUUCGAACCAGUGAGGCACAACAGGAUGUCAGUGAAUUCACACACAAGCUGCUUGACUGGCUGGAGGAUGCGUUCCAACUGGCUGCCAAUGGAAAUAACCCAGAGGAUAAACAGAACAACCCAAUGGUCCAGCUGUUUUAUGGAACAUUUGUAGCUGAGAGACUUCUUGAAGGAAAGAUCGAAUCUAAUAUUGAGCAAUUUGGACAAUACCCUCUCCAAGUAAAUGGCUUCAAUAAUUUAGAUGAAUGUUUGGAGGGUGCCAUGGUUGAAGGAGAGAUUGAAUCCCUUCAUUCAGAUCAGACAAUCGGUCAGGAGAGGUGGUUCUCCAAGCUGCCUCCAGUAUUGACCUUUGAGCUGUCCAGAUUUGAGUUCAAUCAGUCUUUAGGGCGACCAGAAAAAAUACACAAAAAACUGGAAUUUCCCCAAGUGAUCUACAUGGACAGAUACCUACACAACAAUGUUGACCAGACCCAUGGUAGGAGAGGAGAGGUGAAGAGACUGAAGGACCAGCUAACAGUCCUCCAGCAGAAACUCGAGGGGUAUAAAAACUAUGGCUCAGGGCCAGCUAAAUACCCUUUGGCUGACAUGUUGCAGUAUGUACUGGAGUUUGCCACUACGAAACCCACAAAUGCAUCUCCAGUCUCUCCUGUACCCCCAAACGCUGUCCACACAGAACCCACCUCAGGUGACACCAGUCAAAAAGAACCAGACGAUACAGGUCCAUCAGACGGUCCGAGCUGCUCUCAGAUGGCCACACAGAGGACUCAAAUACACAAACCUUUCACUCAGUGUAGGCCGUCUAUGGAUGCCCCCCUGCAGCCAGCCCCUCACAGUGUGACCGAAGAGGAGCUUCACUUUGUCCGUGGCUGCUUACAGCGUUGGAGAACAGAGGCUGAGAACACCAUAAACGAUCUGAAAGCCAGCAUUGACAAGGUCAGUCAAGCCCUGGAGGGCAUGUACUCAGAUAACAGUCUGUGUCAGGUGCCCUACAGGCUACAUGCUGUGCUUGUUCAUGAAGGACAGGCGUCCGCUGGCCAUUACUGGGCGUACAUCUAUGAUCACACUCACAAACGCUGGCUGAAGUACAAUGAUGUAAUGGUUACAGAGUCCACUUGGGAAGAGCUGGUCCGAGAUUCGUACGGCGGCAUGACAAAUGCCAGCGCCUACUGCCUAAUGUACAUCAAUGACAAUUUGCCAUACCUCAUAGCAGAAGACACAGACAAUGAGACUGGACACGUCCUAAAAGGAAUGGACACCCUCCCUCCAGUCCUUAAACGCUAUGUUCGGGAAGAUAACCGCUGGCUCCAGCAAGAGCUGAGAGAGUGGGAAGAGCAGUUCUGCCAAGCCCAACACGAAGACUCGCAAGUUGUUCAGGUACACACUUCAACCAACACAGAGGAACCAGGUCAGCCUUCAGAGCGGCCACAGAAUCCAGAGAAAGAAGAACCAAAGCAAGAACCAACCGAAGAAAACACGCAUGAAGUAACUGAACAUGAACCUGCUCCGGAUCAAACACCACCAGCACCUUCCCAGGAAUAUGAAGAGCCUGUGGCCAAUCCAGAAGCACUCAACUCGAUAUCAUCAGAGUCCACUGAGAAUGUAAGAGAGGGAGCUGAGGAGCAGAUCUCCAGUAGCCAGGAACAUGGCCAGCAAAAUGAGGAGAAGCCAGAGGAGAAGCCAGAGGAGAGUCAGCAGCCUGAGACCGAGUCAGCCUCUAAGGAGGACAAAGCUGAGACUGAGGUUGAGGUUGAAGCAAAGGAGCAGGUCAUCAGUGAUGAGGCAAGACCAGAGGCAGAACCAGACCCUCAGCCAGAGACCGAGACCCCGUCCACAGAGGAAAACCCAUCCACGACCAGACGCAGGCAGCCUGAGAAUGAGGUGUCUGAGGUGGAAAUACCCAAUGUAGGCACAAUCCUGGUUCGUUCUGAUGCUGAUGGCUAUAAUGAGGAGAUGAUGUUAACUCCAGCCAUGCAGGGCGUCAUAUUUGCUAUUGCCAAAGCAAGAGAGGCUUUUGACAAAGAUGGACCUGAGGCAGGACUUAUCAAGGCGUUUCAUGAGGAAUAUUCCAGAUUGUUUGAGCUGUCCCAGGAAGAGACGACACCCCAGCAGGACCCUCGGCUCCAGCAUGUAAUGGUUUACCUCUUUCAGAAUCAGGCACCUGGUCGUGUCAUUGAGAGGACUUUACUGGAGCAGUUUGCGGAUCGUAACCUGAGUUUUGAUGAUAGGGCCAUAAGUAUCAUGAGAGAGGCCAGAACAAAACUCAGACUUAUUAAACCAGAAGAUAUGGACAUGGAUGAGUACUUGGAAUGGCAUGAUGACUACAGCAUGUUCAAGACAGUGUUUGCCUACCUGUUGACAGGUCUUGAGCAGUACCAGAACGGAAAAAUAAGAGAGGCGCUGAAUUAUCUUGCUCAUGCACACCAGGACAACUCCACUCUUCUUAGAAAAGGGGAGAGAAGAGGAGUGGACCAGCCGCUUAUUGCACUUUAUAGGAGAAAAUGUCUGAAAGAGCUGAAUGAGAAUGUCGCCACAUUGUUUAAAAGUCAGGAUGAGAAUGACAUCACAGAGGGAGUGUCCAUUAUGAAUGAGUGUGUCAUCCCUUGCAUGCAUCUCAUGGUCAGAGACAGCAUCAGUCAAGAGGACCUGGAUGUCAUAGAGCUGAUCAGGAAUUGCUGGUGCUCCUAUUUGGGGCAGGACAUGACUGAUUCUCUGCAGGAAAAGCUCAGUGAAUUUUUACCCAGGGUCCUGGACUGUUCUGCUGAAAUGGUUGUGCUGAAAGAGCCCCCCAAAGUGAGAAACUCCCCCCAUGAUCUAUGUAGCCGUCUGGCUGCUGUCAUGGAGUCCAUCCACAGCACCUCCAUUGUGAUCGUAAAGUGAUGCUCAACGUGACAUCCUGUGUUGGAAAAAUACCAUCAUACAGUCACACAAGGUGAUCUGACCUGUGUCUCCGACGCUGGAUUUCAGUUUUGUUCCACAAUGACUUUUGUUGGUCUGUAUUCACUGUGUUCUGAAUUCCUUGAAGGGAGAUUUGAUUGCUCUCACUCUUUGUAGACAUUUGAUCUCGGGAAAGAUCACAUAGAUUACAUUUUGUAAAGCAAGACUGCAGGUUUUUUAAGGGGGCAGUGAAGGCAGUGUUACCCUGGUCUUCUUUUCAUGUCAGCUGUAGACAUUUUGCAAGAAUAUAGUCUUUUAUAGAGAUUUGCUGAAGCCACUUUAUCUUAGUCUACACUUAGCUGAAAGUCCUUUGUGUAUUCUGUCAUUGUACAGUAUGAUUGUCUGAUUUUCCACUCCUUUGUUCUACCCUUCUGUUAUCUUUCAAUAAAAUUUGAUUUCUCACUUUG